Molecule: messenger RNA, 1584 nt
Organism: Durusdinium trenchii
Lineage: Eukaryota; Dinophyceae; Suessiales; Symbiodiniaceae
Source: the annotation of a GenBank genome assembly
AUGGAAGCUAUGACCUCAACAUUGACGCGUCCCCAUGUAGUUUUGAGGUCUGCAGAGGUAGGCAUUAGAGUGAGGAGAGGACCUGAUUGGAAGUGGCAUGACCAGGAUGGAGGAGGUCCAGGCACCACGGUGCCAGGUGCUGAUGAAGAUGGCUGGGUUCGUGUAAGGUGGGACCAUGCCAGCAGGGCAAGCAACUACAGGGUCGGUGCACAAGGAUGUCAUGACUUGGUGAUGAUUGAUCUCUCUCCAACACCUUCAGUGCAGCCUGGAGAAGUUUUGAGGUCCUGCAUUGCGGGCGUCAGAGUGAGGAGAGGACCCGAUUGGAGCUGGGGCGACCAGGAUGGAGGAGGUCCAGGCACCACGGUGCCAGGUGCUGACGAAGAUGGCUGGGUCAGUGUGAGGUGGGAUGCCGGCAGCGAAUUCAAGUAUCGAGUUGGUGCGGGCGGGAACUAUGACCUCAUCAUUGAUGGAGCCUCCUCUCCAGCAUCACCGGCUGCAGCUCGAAUCUUGAGGUGUGCGGAGGCAGAUGUUCGAGUGAGGAGAGGAAGGGAUUGGAAGUGGGGUGACCAGGAUGCGGGAGGGCUUGGCGUGACCCUGGGCAUGGAUGGCGUCGGGCCUGGUUGGGUUACAGUGAGGUGGGAUCAAAGCGGUGCCAGAGGAGCGUAUCGUGUGGGGGCCUUUGGCAAGUUCGAUCUCUUCGUCGUUGAAGCCGAUGGAGCUGCUGCCCAACAGGAGGUUCAAGGCGCCGGCGGAGUAUCACCACAAGUAAGCUCUGACGCUGACCAGGAGUUGAUGAUUGAAAUCUCAGCCGCCACUGCCGCAGCCUACUCCCGUGCGAGCAGCGCGGCGGUGUCGGCGGCCAGUUCACACAUGUCGGCGCCGUCCGAGCCUCUUCAGCCAGUUCCACAUCCAGAUGGUGGGCACGAUGAGCAGUGGUUGGACGUGGCGGAAGCCAACAGCAUGCAGUGCCCCAUUUGUAUGUGUGUCGCGCGGGAUGCUUUAGCACACGACUGUGGAAACCUCUUCUGCGAUCUAUGCUGGACUCGAUGGAUUGCCGAGAACCCCAGUUGCCCCGUAUGCCGCGAGGAUGGGCAAGGCAUUGUGAGGGCGCCCCGUGAUCAACGCAAGAUCCUGAAUCUUAUGAUCAGGUGCCCGCUGGGCUGCGAUGAGACCUUUCGCCUGGGCGACAAGGAGACGCAUGUGGCUCGCUGCCCCAAGCGCCCGGUGCGAUGCAGCCAGUGUGGCGGGGAGUUCCUGGCAGAGAUCAUCGCCGUUCACCAGCAGGACGAGUGCCCAGCACGCUUGGUGCCUUGUGACCUGUGCGGGGAGCAGGUUCCGCUGGACCAGCUGGAAGCUCACCUGCUCUCCAACCUGGGGUCGCACAUGUUGGCCCUACUGAACGAGAGCCAAGCCCUGAAGAAGGAGAACCAAAGCUUGAAGAAGGAGAACCAAAGUCUUCACCAGAAGAGCCAAGCCUUGGAGUUUCGAGUCGAUGAGCUUCAGAAGCAAGUGAAGCAGGUGGCUGAAAUCCAGGCAGUCCCAGACUCUGAAAGCUUGAGCCAAAUUCAUUGUGAGAACUGCUAG